GAUCGAGAUCCGAUUAACUGAACCCGCCCAGAUACACGGUUACGCACCUCUGGUUUGAUUUGAAUGCUAGAAGCUUCACAACGAAGAAGGAUAGAGGGAGAGAGUUCCAAUUUCGAAAUACUCUCAGCGAAAUCGUCACUCUCUGAAGAGUAAAGACGCAACAGACAGGGCAUUAAUCCAAGCAAAUAUCGAUCGAUCGCAAUGAGAAGACCUGGCGAAGCGGCGAUGAUGUUGAAAAGAGGACAAAAUCGUCAGCUGAGGCAACUGUCCGGAGGGAUCAAGAGCCUUUUUGGGAGAUUGUCUAUUGCAGCGUUUGUUCUCAUGAUCUGCACUCUCUCGCUAUUAUAUACUACCAAAACAGAUACUAACCAAUCUUUAUCUGGAUCUCAGAUACAUCCAGAGACUCUUUGGGAGACUGCCGCUGCUGAUGGUUGGAGGCCAUCAUCAGCUCCACGGUCUGAUUGGCCACCUCCUCCAAAAGAGACCAAUGGCUAUCUGAGGGUUCGAUGCAAUGGUGGUCUGAAUCAGCAACGUAGCGCGAUUUGUAAUGCUGUUCUUGCUGCAAGAAUUAUGAAUGCUACACUUGUGCUGCCUGAACUAGAUACAAAUUCGUACUGGCAUGAUGACAGAGGUUUCCAUGGUAUCUAUGAUGUUGACUAUUUUAUCAAGACUUUGAGGUAUGAUGUCCGAAUAGUAGAAAGCAUCCCUGAAAGUAGUAAAAAUGGAAAGGUCAAAAAGAUAAAAGCCUUCCAGCUUCACCCUGCCAGAGAUGCUCCUCUCAGCUGGUAUACAACAGUUGCUCUGGAGAAGAUGAAGCAGCAUGGAGCUAUCUAUCUCACUCCCUUUUCACAUCGUUUAGCUGAAGAAAUUGACCAUCCUGAGUACCAACGGUUAAGGUGUCGCGUUAAUUACCACGCACUAAGAUUUAAGCCGGAUAUAAUGAAGUUAAGCAAUUCGAUAGUCAGUAAACUUCGGGCUGAAGGACACUUCAUGUCAAUACAUCUUCGCUUUGAGAUGGACAUGCUUGCAUUUGCUGGCUGCUUCGAUAUCUUUACUCCUGAAGAACAGAAACUCCUGAAGAAGUAUAGAGGAGAAAAUUUUGCAGAGAAGAGGCUCGUGUAUAAUGAGAGGAGGGCAAUUGGGAAAUGUCCUUUAACUCCAGAAGAGGUUGGUCUUAUCCUUCGUGCAAUGGGUUUUGAGAAUUCUACUAGGAUCUAUCUUGCUGCUGGUGAUCUAUUUGGAGGAGAGCGCUUCAUGAAGCCUUUUCGUUCCUUAUUUCCUCGCCUUGAGAACCACAGCACAGUUGAGGCUGACCAGUUAUUUGACAGCUCUCAGGGCCUGUUAGGAUCUGCUGUUGAUUAUAUGGUUUGUCUUCUUUCUGACAUCUUCAUGCCAACAUAUGAUGGUCCAAGCAAUUUCGCCAAUAACCUUUUGGGCCACCGCCUCUACUAUGGUUUCCGCACAACAAUCCGCCCAGACAGGAAAAAUCUUGCACCUAUCUUCAUUGAUCGGGAAAAUGGAAGAACAGCUAACUUUGAAGAAGCUGUUAGACGUGUGAUGGCCAAAACAAGUUUUGGGGGGCCCCACAAGCGUAUUUCGCCUGAAUCUUUUUAUACAAACUCUUGGCCUGAAUGUUUCUGCCAAAUGUCAGCUAAGAAUCCUGCUGAUCAAUGCCCGCCAGAUAAUGUGUUGGAAAUCCUAGAUAAGCAAUUGUGGAGUACAAACGGGCAUUCAAAUUCAACAUCCACCAUUGAAUAGGAUUUUUACGUUUAUUUUUGCUAACUCGAUACGUGGGUGAGGGUAUGUGGCGAUUUGCUAACCCAGCUUAUCAUGUAUGUAUGUAAGUACACCUGGGCUGGGUCACCGAAGAAUGAUGCUUGCUCAAGCAUGAGUUACUAUAAGGAAGAAGAAGCAUUGAGAACAGGCAAAGUUAUGAGCAGAUUAUGAACAACAAAAACGUGAUUUUUCCAUUGGAAGUUUUUUCUCUUUGAUUCAUUCAUGUUACAGUCUGUUUGUCUGUGUAAACUAUUAGGAUAAAUAACUUUGAAAGCAUUUGCUUCCAAUUUAGUCUGAAUUCAACAUUGUGUUAAGCUUGUAGAGUUUUGUUGGUAUA
Messenger RNA from Impatiens glandulifera, 2113 nucleotides. RefSeq names its product O-fucosyltransferase 1. The record is from RefSeq and is a predicted model, not a curated record. The coding region runs from base 202 to 1758 and encodes 518 amino acids. Gene Ontology annotation, cellular component: trans-Golgi network; endosome; cytoplasm. NCBI's taxonomy places the organism in Eukaryota, Viridiplantae, Streptophyta, Magnoliopsida, Ericales, Balsaminaceae. The transcript is spliced from 9 exons.